Molecule: messenger RNA, 2246 nt
Organism: Oncorhynchus nerka (sockeye salmon)
Lineage: Eukaryota; Metazoa; Chordata; Actinopteri; Salmoniformes; Salmonidae
Product: macrophage mannose receptor 1-like
Exons: 6
Coding region: 691-1722 (343 amino acids)
Source: RefSeq, a predicted model, not a curated record
CAGAAGGAGAGAGAGAUCUGGAGAGAGCAAGAUAGACGGAGCGAGACAGACACAGAAAGAGAGAGAGAUCUGGAGAGAGCAAGAUAGACGGAGCGAGACAGACACAGAAAGAGAGAGAGAUCUGGAGAGAGCAAGAUAGACGGAGCGAGACAGACACAGAAGGAGAGAGAGAUCUGGAGAGAGCAAGAUAGACAGAGCGAGACAGACACAGAAGGAGAGAGAGAUCUGGAGAGAGCAAGAUAGACGGAGCGAGACAGACACAGAAAGAGAGAGAGAUCUGGAGAGGGCAAGAUAGACGGAGCGAGACAGACACAGAAGGAGAGAGAGAUCUGGAGAGAGCAAGAUAGACGGAGCGAGACAGACACAGAAAGAGAGAGAGAUCUGGAGAGAGCAAGAUAGACGGAGCGAGACAGACACAGAAGGAGAGAGAGAUCUGGAGAGAGCAAGAUAGACGGAGGGAGACAGACACAGAAAGAGAGAGAGAUCUGGAGAGAGCAAGAUAGACGGAGCGAGACAGACACAGAAGGAGAGAGAGAUCUGGAGAGAGCAAGAUAGACGGAGCGAGACAGACUUUCCUACAAACAACAGAUGUAAUUGGUACCUUUUGAAAUCUCUUGGAACACAACUCUAAACUGAGUGUAGGAGUCUCUGAUCACAUCUUUAACCAUAUUUCCUUUGAAUUUCACACUGAUGGAAACUUCUUUGUACCUCACCCUCCUAAUCUCAGGGUUCUACACACCUUCCUCAUGUCUUCAUCAGUAUCACCUCAUUACCAACUAUAUGAACUGGACUGAUGCCCAGAGUUACUGCAGAGCACAUUACACUGAUCUGGCAACAGUAGAUGACAUGGAGGACCAGAACAGGCUGAUUACCAGUGUCAGUAGUUAUAAUUCCUGGUUCUGGAUUGGACUGAAGAAGGGAGACUCCAUGAAGUGGAACUGGUCUCUGGCAGACAGACGUUUCUACAGAGAGGGGGAGACUGAGUUCAGAAACUGGGACACUGGGACGCCCCAAAAUGGUAACUGUUAUUUAAUGAGUACAGCUGGUCUGUGGAACAACACCUCCUGUGAUGACCAGCAUCACUUCAUCUGUUAUGAUGGAAAACAAGGCACCAACAUAACAUACGUCUUAAUUCAGGAGAACAGGACCUGGAUAGAUGCUCAGAGUUACUGCAGACAGUAUCACACAGACCUGGUCAGUGUGAGGAACCAGACAGAGAACACAGAGAUAGAGAAGAAGAUAUCACUGAGGGGACUUCCUGUGUGGAUCGGUCUGUUUCUAGACUCCUGGAGAUGGUCAGACCAGAGUGACUCCUCAUUCAGAAACUGGUUGUCAGGACGGCCUUCAACAGAUCAGGGAUACAACUGCACUCUGGUGCAUUCUAAUCAUUAUUUUUAUUAUUAUUCUAAAUGGAUAAAUCAUCCCUGUGACUACAACUGUCCUUUCAUCUGCUAUGAGGCUCUUCAACUGAAGAGACAGGUGGUGAGAGUGAAGAUGACACAAAGGGAUCAACAUCUGAACCUCAGAGAUCCUGCUGUUCAAGACGCCAUCGUACAAGAGAUAAGGAACAAGCUGAAGGAGCAGGGGUUACCUGCAGACACCAAAGUGACAUGGAAAAAGCAGCCUGAUGGGAAGGUCUUCCACAAGGAGGAAGAGGGGUCUCCCAAGAAAGAAGAGGAGGAGAAGAAGAUGAAGAGGAUGAUGACAAAGAGAGAACUCUAAUUAUGUCAAAUGUUCUCCUUACAUUUCUCUUUUUAUUUACGUUAAUUAUCUGUACUGGUCCAGAUUGUCUCAGUUUAACUGAAACAGGUCUUUAUCUGAGAUACAGUUAAUUGUUUUGUCAUACAGAAUAUUGUUUUAUCAUAUAUUAAUUUUGUUUUACAAUAGUAUGUGAUCUUAAGUUACAAAUCUUUAACAUUGUUCAUUGUUUGAAUCUCUUUUGUUAGUUUAUAUAUUAGAACCUAGUUUCAACUGUAGACUUGAUGGUUCAUUUGAAAUAUUAAUAAACAACAUGGUGAGAGAUGCUCUUUUUCCUCAGUCAUUAUAGACAGUAUUCAGACUUGAGAUCUACUCACUGAAAUUGCUGUGCAUUGACACCAAUGAAUGAUUCAGGUGAAAGUCCCAGUUGGAAGCACAUGGAUCUCAUGUCAGAUUACCAUCCUAACAGCUCUGUAUUUCUUUACUGGAAAUUCAUUUAAAUUUAAAUAAAUAAUCUGUCAUUCAUCUACAAGGAUUUAUUUUAAUCA